Molecule: messenger RNA, 2066 nt
Organism: Daphnia carinata
Lineage: Eukaryota; Metazoa; Arthropoda; Branchiopoda; Diplostraca; Daphniidae
Exons: 13
Coding region: 85-1923 (612 amino acids)
Biological process (GO): carbohydrate metabolic process
Molecular function (GO): hydrolase activity, hydrolyzing O-glycosyl compounds; polysaccharide binding
Source: RefSeq, a predicted model, not a curated record
ACUUGUACAGUUAUCGGACAUCACUUGAAGUAUAAAGGUUUAGUAAAUAGCGCUGGCAAACAACAAUCAGGCAAUUCAUAGAAAAUGCCUGUAUCCGUUUUUCCCGUUAUACCAUACAUUUUUCUUUUCAUCCACCUUGUCUACGGGGGACCAUGUGACAACAUCGUAUCCGUAACUUCAUCAUGGGCCGGAGGUUAUACUACCGCUCUUAAAGUUCCCAUUCAGACCUCAAUCACUAGUUGGAAGAUGGACGUUACAUUUUCUUCGGUUCUUUCAAGCAUUCAGGUUUGGGACGCUACGUCGACUGUGACUAACACGCUGCAAUAUCGACUAAGCAAUGUCAGCUAUAAUGGAAUUCAGAAUGCUGGUGCUACGUUAAGCGGCGUCGGCUUCAAUGCUUAUUAUGUUUCCACAGCUCCCGCACCCGUUAUAACUAGUGUUCUUUUUAAUGGCAUCAACGUCUGCGCUAAUGUAACUACGACUACCACUAAACCUCUAACAACAACCAAGCCAUUGACAACAGUAAAGCCGUUAACCACGACUGUUAAACCAUUGACAACAACUACUAUCAGACCGAUGACUACAAAUUCGGGAAGUGGAUUGCCAACCAAAUAUAACUACCGCGAAGCAAUCACGAAAUCCCUCCUCUUCUACUAUGCGCAGAGAUCUGGUCCGCUUCCAGUCGCUGAUAAUCCAAUUCCUUAUCGGUACGAUUCUGCCUUAAACGAUCGUGGACAAAGCGGAGAGGACCUCACCGGAGGCUACUAUGACGCCGGAGAUCAUUUGAAGCUUGGAUUUCCUUUAGCCAGCGCCAUUACUAUCAUAGCAUGGUCGAUAGUUGAUUUUCCCGUUGGUUAUUCAUCUGCAGGUCAGUUGACAAAUGCCCAAAAUAUGGUGAAAUGGGCAACCGAUUAUUUUAUCAAAGCUCACGUAGCAGCCAAUAAAUUAUAUGGUCAAGUGGGCGAUGGCACUCUAGAUCACAACUAUUGGGGACGUCCUGAAGAAAUGACUAUGAGUCGACCGGCCUUCUUCAUUUCCGCAACAAAUCCUGGGUCCGAUUUAGCCGGAGAAACAGCUGCAGCUUUGGCGGCAACUUCAAUGGUUUUUAAAAUGGUCAACAGCACUUACUCAGCUAUUUGCCUGACAAGAGCUAAGCAGUUGUAUGCCUUCGCCAAACAAUACCAAGGGAAGUAUAGUCAGUCAAUUCCUCAAGUAGCCGAGUUUUAUCCAUCAAGUGGUAUUGGAGACGAAUUGACUUGGAGUGCUAGUUGGCUUUAUAGGGCUACUAACGAUGUUACUUACCUGAAUGAUGCCAAAGCAUUUUACAACCAAUUCAGUCUUUCGAGCAACCCUUGGGAAUUUUCAUGGGAUUCGAAAACCCCCGGUGUUCAGGUUAUGUUGGCCAAACUGACGGGUGAAACCCAGUACAAGAAUGCAUUAAAAGUGUUCUGCGAUUCCAAAGUAAAUCAGCCAAAAACUCCGAAAGGACUUCUUUUCAUCAACAAAUGGGGGUCGUUGCGCCAUGCAUCAAAUAUCGCUUUCAUUUGUCUUCAAGCUGCCGAACUUAACAUCAGUACACUAACAUACCGCCAAUUCGCGCAAAAGCAAAUUCAUUACGCGCUUGGAGACACAGGCCGAAGCUUUGUUGUAGGGUUCGGAGUCAAUCCUCCUGUAAAGCCACAUCACUCUUCCAGUUCAUGUCCGAACAGACCUGCCCCUUGUGACUGGAGCACCUAUAGUUCGACCGCACCCAAUCCGCAGAUUCUGUAUGGAGCUCUUGUUGGCGGGCCGGACAAUAACGACGUCUACGUAGAUGAUCGGAACAACUAUAUUACAAAUGAAGUAGCCUGUGAUUACAAUGCGGGCUUCCAAGCGUCUUUAGCCGCUCUACAAUCACUGGCUGUACAAGGACUCUUCAACUAGAUAACUGAUUGCAACGAUACACGUAAAGAAAAUUAUGAAGCGAUAUUUUAAAGCUUUCAACGGAAAACGCUAGCAACUGUUGUUUCGGAAUUUGAUGCAGAAUUUGACGUGUUCGCGUUCGUUACAUCGCUUGGUAGCUUCAA